CUCGUCCGGUGACGUGUUUAGUGUGCGCUCACAGCCCCGCUGCGUUUAUGCGACUGAAAUAGUUAUGGCGAGUGGCAAAAAAAGCGCUCUGCUCUCAUCUUUAGCAGAUUAUGGAGAUGAUUCGGAGCCCGACUCCGACCCAGAACCAGAAGAUUCAGGGGGGCACGGAGGGGGCCUGGUCUACGGCUACGGGGACGACGACCUGAACCGGACAGAGGAUGUUCAAGAUAAAGUAUCUGGAAACGAGGACAGCCGCGACAGCAACUCGGAUAUGGACGAAUCAGACGAGGGGAGGGACGCAGAUGAUGUGGAGGCAUCAGAAGCAGAGAAGAAGGACCCCAAUGAGCUCGUUGCGCUCUUCUCAGAGAAGGUGAGGAACAUGUCACCCGAUGAGAUCCGAAUCCCUCCCGAACCCGCGGGACGCUGCUCCAGUCAACUACAGGAGAAGAUCUACAAACUGUACGAGAGAAAAAUCCACGGAGACUUUGACACAAACAGCCACAUCCAGAAGAAAAAGGAGUUUAGAAACCCGAGCAUUUACGAGAAGCUUAUUCAGUUUUGUGGAAUCGAUGAACUGGGGACGAACUACCCAAAAGACAUGUUUGAUUCUCACGGCUGGUCUGAAGACUCCUACUACGAAGCUCUCGCCAAAGCCCAGAAAGUGGAGAUGGACAAGCUGGAGAAGGCCAAGAAGGAGCGGACCAAGAUCGAGUUCGUCACGGGAACCAAGAAAGGCACCAACCCUUCCAGCACAGCGGCCUCCACCACCAGCAGCAGCAGCACCACCACCUCCACAGACGCCCAGAAGAGGAAAAGCAAGUGGGACUCGGCGAUCCCCGUCACCCUGGCCCAGCCCACCCUCAUCACCACCACGGCCACCCUUCCCGCCGUCGUGUCGGUAACCACCACGGCUAGCGGCACAAAGACCACGGUCAUCUCUGCAGUGGGCACCAUCUUAAAGAAAGCAAAGCAGUGAGCAGACAACGGCGAGCAGAAAGGGCCACGUGUUGGAUCAUAGGAGCAACCAGAUCCAGACGGAUCCCGUUGGAUUGAAGUGUUGAUGCUAAGAACCAGCAAUGCUGAACUUGGACGAAUCAAAGCACUGGACUGCCUUCUGGAGCCGGGGCUGUAUCUGCACCACUGCAUCCUAAAGCCAAAAUUACACUUCUGUGGUGUCUGAUUCACGAGGAUGUUUUUAUACGUCGGCAACGCCUGAAAACUUAAUGCGAUUUCGACGGAGCGCGUUCCUAAGCGGACUGGAUAAAGCGAACGGAAAGCUGUUUAUUUUUAUAUCUGUAGUUGCAGUGAAAUGUAGUCCGUUUCUCUCGGUUGUGUGCAAACCUUUUUUUUUUUUUUGCGUUUUUGUUUGUGACAUAGUGAACACCUUUCAGACAAGUUCAUUUUUACACUUCUACAUGUGUCUUGAUUGUACCAGGAAUAAAAGAAGCAAAUGUUGCCUUUUCAAUUUGA
Molecule: messenger RNA, 1470 nt
Organism: Xiphophorus maculatus (southern platyfish)
Lineage: Eukaryota; Metazoa; Chordata; Actinopteri; Cyprinodontiformes; Poeciliidae
Gene: sap30bp
Product: SAP30 binding protein
Exons: 10
Coding region: 65-976 (303 amino acids)
Biological process (GO): regulation of DNA-templated transcription
Cellular component (GO): nucleus
Source: RefSeq, a predicted model, not a curated record